Drosophila rhopaloa is the source of this 3642-nucleotide messenger RNA. It is a transcript of the gene retm, whose product is annotated as protein real-time. Bases 228 to 2195 code for a protein of 655 amino acids. The record is from RefSeq and is a predicted model, not a curated record. The transcript is spliced from 6 exons. Gene Ontology annotation, cellular component: cytoplasm. NCBI's taxonomy places the organism in Eukaryota, Metazoa, Arthropoda, Insecta, Diptera, Drosophilidae.
CACAAGGGGCGUUUGUUACUCUUAAACAGAUACCAGAUACAUUUUAAGUGAAUAACACUGCUGCGAACUGUCUCUAACAAAUUCAAUCUAAAUCGAUAUUUUGUUCUUAAAAUUUGCGGGUCUCCGACCCGGAUCGUACUCCAAAAUAACAAUAGUGAAAAUUGAUUUUUAACCAGUGCGGAAUUUGUGCCAAACAGCAAUAAAACCGAUAACAGAAAAGCAACAAGAUGGUGCAAAAGUUUCAGUCUCCAGUUCGCGUCUACAAGUAUCCCUUUGAACUGGUGAUGAAGGCUUACGAGCGCCGCUUUCCCACAUGCCCACAGAUGCCCAUCGUGCUAGACUGUGAGGUCAUUAAGGACGAAUCUUUUGAGAAAGGGGCAAGGCGGAACACAAGCCGUCGCUGCAAGUUGGCAGUUGACGCGCCGUACAUCUUUAAGAAGCUGAUCGGAGUUGACUAUGUGUACUUUCUUCAGCACAACUACCUUGACAUGGGAAACCGCACGUUGAGCAUCGAGGCGGUUAAUGAGAGCUUCUCGUCACGCAUCGAGAUCUUUGAGCGGUGUCGCUACUACUCUCACCCAGACAACUCCGAGUGGACGUGCUUUGACCAGUCGGCAACGCUUGAUAUUAAGAAUUUCUUUGGCUUCGAACACUCAAUGGAAAAAAUGGGCAUGAAGCAGUAUACUCAGACAACACUUAAGGGCAAGGAGAUUAUUGAGUUUUUUAUCAGCCAGCUGCGCGAGGAAGGUACAACUUACGUGGAACGUUGGACAACCCCCGCCGACGUACUCAGAUCCCCGUCCUUGGACUCUGCUCCAGAUCACCACAACAUCCUACUCGACGGCGACUUUAUCGCUCGCAACCUGGGGAAGCUAUCCCCAAUGCAGGAGUCCAAGCUGCUGGAGUUGCGAAAAAUGCUGGAUGGUGUUGAUGAUCUGGAGCGCUUGCCCAGUUAUCAGACCAUCAUGCGUUUCUUAGCAGCCAGGGACUGGCACGUUAACCAGGCUUUCACUAUGCUGCGCGACUCGCUCCGCUGGCGUCGGGAACAUCACAUAGACGCACUGCUGCCGGAAUACUCCAAGCCGGCCGUGGUGGUGGAACACUUCCCGGGUGGCUGGCACCACCACGACAAGGACGGUCGGCCUGUCUACAUUCUGCGGCUGGGACAUAUGGACGUCAAAGGCCUGCUAAAGUCUUUAGGAAUGGAGGGCCUACUACGAUUGGCUCUUCACGUCUGCGAAGAAGGAGUUCAGAAGAUUAAUGAAUCAGCAGAACGCCUGGAGAAGCCUUUGCUACACUGGUCCUUGCUUGUAGAUCUUGAUGGUCUUUCUAUGCGUCACCUAUGGCGUCCAGGCAUCAGGGCACUGCUAUACAUCAUCGAGACUGUGGAACGCAAUUAUCCGGAGACCAUGGGACGUGUCUUGGUGGUGCGAGCGCCCAGGGUGUUUCCCAUUGCCUGGACAAUUGUUAGCGCCUUUAUCGAUGAGCACACGCGAUCCAAGUUUGUGUUCUACGGUCCCGACUCCACGCAAAUGAAGGAUGGUCUAGCCCAAUACCUCGACGAGGAGAUCAUGCCCGACUUCCUAGGGGGACCAUGCAAGACCAUGAUUCAUGAGGGCGGAUUGGUGCCCAAAAUGCUUUACAAGACGAAUUCGCUGGAUGGUCACGACGAUGUUGCGGCUGUGCUGUCACCCACUACCGAGGCACGAGUUCCGGGUAACAGCUUUACCGCCAUCCACCAGCACGAUCAUCAGAACCUGUACAAGAGCGUGGAGCUAAAACCGGGAUUCACGCACGAGCUGCUCAUCCGAAACGAUGAUCCUAAGAGUGUUCUCACUUGGGACUUUGAUGUUAUGCGCAACGACUUGCACUUCACGCUUUACCGGGUCACCCAAGAGCUUCCGAAUAAAAAUGAUUCUGCCGUCUCGUACUUUGAUCUGCAGGACUUCGUCGAGGGUGUCAACUACUUUCGAGAGGAACCUACCCUCAUUUGCCGCCACAAAGAGAGCGUGCAGGGCUCGCACAUAAUGAACCACAACGACAGCUAUUUAAUGCACUGGUUUAGUCCAUCGGGGGCCCAAUUAAAUAUAUUCUACGAAGUGCUUAGCUCAGCCAACUAUAAGGGCUCCAUGACCAGCCUUCAGUCCGCCUUCUCCUCGAACUCGUCGGCAUCUAGUUCAAUUCUGAGUCGAUGAUAUGAAAAACAAAUUAUGCGGAACGAGAGGUGUCGAAUGGAAGUCCCCGGAUUUCCCAGCAGGCACGCGACGAAGAAGAGUGAAAAUCUUUUUAAAACGCCGGAUAUAUUUUUUAAGUCAAAAAGUGCUAAUCAAUUUUUUUUUUAGUUCCUUUAUUUAUUUAGCAAAGUGUUAGUUGGAUUUUAGACUGUAUUAAGCACAACCAGCCCGUUUAUUUUUUAUAAUUUAGUUAUAUUUUUUCAAUAUAUGAAAAUAUUUAUGAAUUAUAUUCAUAAGCAAAUUAGUAAUGUUAGUGUCGAUGUAUAGAUGGAUAUUACGAAAUUUAAGUUUAGAACCACCAAUAAGUCCAUCUUAGAAAUUACAUAAAAGUUUCAAUACAAUGUUUAUAGAUGUUUUAUGUAUUUUAGUACCAUGUAAAAAAUUUUAAAAAAAAUCAAAUUUAUUUAAAGAUAUUUGCUAUGGCUGUCCGAGUAUUAAAAAUUUUUAAAAAUCUAAUCAAGCUCUACGUGUUACCUAAAAUAGACUUAGAAAAUAAGAAAGUUACCGAAAAUAGAUGUUAAUCAAAACUUAGGUACACAAGCGUAACACUUUAGUUUACGGGGACCCCCCACCCAUUCUCGGUUUCAAAAAAUUGAUUUUUUUUUUAUUUAAUUCGAACCUAUAACCUAGUGAAAACCUAUAUUCAAGUGAAAAUGUCAAAAACUGUUGAAGAUAAAGCCGAUUUAUUUUGGAAGCCUCAGGCGACGGCGAUAGCUUUUCAAAACUUUAAACGCGUUUUUCUCGAAGCAGUAUUUUUACGACUGGCGCAUGAGGUUACUCAAAGACUAUUAAACCAAUCGGUUCCAAAUUUUAAUACUUUAUUCUAUACAUAUAUAGGUAUAGCAUGAACUAGGAUAAAUCAAAUCGGUGAAGAUCUUCUUUACUUUUCAACUUGAUUUUUGGCUGAAGGUGAUUAAAAAAAAAAAUGUUCAAAGGUCCGCCAUUUUGUUAAUUUUUGUGCGAUUUUAAAAAUCUUAGUUCAUGCUAUAGCCAUGCAUGUACUCUUCCUAAUCCCGUUGAAAUUUUUGGUUUCAGAUGUUCCAGUGAGCUGAAAUCCCAUGCGCCGCCGAAAAGGAGGGCUUUUGUUCAAUGACAAAAAACAACAACAAAAAAAAGAAAUAAAAAAUGUUAAAUUUUUUUCUUAGUUUUUAAGACUUCAACUAAAUGGAUGCAAAGUUACAAGCCUACAAAAUAAUAAAUGUACAUUUACCAGCCCAUUGAAAAUCGUCAAAAUUUGAAAUCGAGAAUGGGGGUCCCCUUAAACUCAAAAUUAGCUUCGAACAAAAUUAAAUGCCAAGUUUCUAGUAUAAUUAUAUUCAAGGAGCGAGCAACAUAGUAGAAGAGCUCAUGUUAACUAAGUGUACAAGUUGUUUUAAGAACGUAAUUAAAUAAAUGCAAUUAUACCAUA